AUGGCAAACGAAGCGACGGCCGAGCAGCAGGGGAAACCGGACAUGUCGUUCUGCUUUAUGAGGGGAUCGGAUCCGCGGGCGGCAACAUGCCGAGGGAAGCUGCAAAGCAAGCGCUGCAAGCUCAACCAGGAAAUCAACAAGGAGCUGCGGCUACGGGCGGGUGCCGAAAACCUCUACAAGGCCACCACCAACAAGAAGCUCAAGGACACGGUGGCGCUCGAGCUGAGCUUCGUCAACUCCAACCUGCAGCUGCUGAAGGAGCAGCUCUCCGAGCUGAACUCGUCCGUCGAGAUCUACCAGAGCGAGGGCCUUGACUACGUCAUACCGAUGAUUCCGCUCGGGCUGAAGGAAACGAAAGAGGUGAACUUCAUGGAGCCAUUCUCGGACUUCAUCCUGGAGCACUACAGUGAAAACUCUCACACCUACGAAGACGCUAUUGCGGACAUCACCGACACUAGACAGGCCGCCAAAACGCCAACCCGCGACGCACAGGGCGUGUCCUUGCUGUUCCGCUACUACAACCUGUUGUACUACGUCGAGAGACGCUUCUUCCCGCCGGACCGCAGCCUGGGCGUUUACUUCGAAUGGUACGACUCGCUAACCGGUGUGCCCUCGUGCCAACGGACGGUCGCGUUCGAGAAGGCGUGCAUCCUGUUCAACCUGGCCGCCAUUUACACGCAGAUCGGUGCCAAGCAGGACCGCUCGUCGGAGAAGGGUCUGGACGCGGCGGUGGACAACUUCCUGCGGGCGGCCGGCGUCUUCCGCCACAUUUUCGACACAUUCACCAACGCGCCCUCGAUGGACCUGAAGCCACAGGUGCUGGAAGUACUGGUUGCGCUGAUGCUAGCUCAAGCGCGCGAAUGUCUGUACGAGAAGCUGCUGCUGCAGCUGGAAAACUACGGCGACGGACCAAACAACGCACAGAGUCAUCGAGAUCUGUCCGGCGAGGCAACGCAGCUAUUUCUCGAGUACCGGGAGAUCCACCGCAUCAUACACAGCAACGAUGCACACACGUACCUGCCCGAGUGCUGGGCCGGGCUGGUUCCGCUUAAGUCGGAGUACUAUAAAGCCCUUGCGCACUACCACACGGCGAAAACGAAAACCGGAGCGUCCGCGAGUAGCAACGACAGUCACGGCAUCAGCAGCGAGAUCAGCAGCAGCAGCAGCGGCGGCGGCAGCAACACCAGCACGCCAGCCCGAAGUGCCCGGCAGCGAUACGCGCUGCCAAAGGACACGUUCAUCUUCGACGAGGCAUCGCUCGAGUCCGACCUGGAGCCGAGUGCGGUGCGGCGAGCCCAUCUGCGCGAGUCGCUCGCCAGCCACGAGGAGGCGCAGCGGCUGCAGCGCAUGUGCCGGGAGCUGAAGAACAAGAUAGCGCUCACCAAGGUGCUGAACUACGCGCACGAGCGCACGAGCGAGGAGCUGGAGGAGCUGGAGCUGGAGCGCUCGUGUGCGCUGGGUCCGGCCGACGCCGGGCUCGACGAGUCCGACCUCGACCUGCUCGACGUCACGCUGAACGCCACGUCCAAGUUCACCAUCACGCUGACCGGGCCCGACUUUACCGCGCACAAGAUCGAGGACCCGUUCCGCCGGCUCGGCCCCAUCGCCAUCUUCUCCGCCCGGCGCCACUGGACGGCCCCGCGCAGCGUCCGGCUGCAGAAGGGCAGCGCCGCGCUCAUGCUCGGCGGUGGCACGCUCGAUCGGCGCCAGCAGCAGUCGCCGCCGUACGGCAGCAGCGGCGGGAGCAGCAACGGCAGCAGCAGCAACAGCAGCAACAGCACCCACAGCAGUGGCUUCCAGCAGCGCUGCUGCGGCGAGUGCGCCAACAAGACGAACUACUACAACGACAGCCGGACGUGCGAGGUCUGUCUGAAGGACGUCUGCAACGUGUCGGAGCGCGAGUUCCGAGCGCUCAAGCUGCAGGACGAUGCCGCCGACCAGCUGUCACAGGGCGUGGACGGUGCGAACAGUGCAUCCGGCGGGGAUAGUGACGUCGGCAGUUUCGGCUUCAACAUCCGGAGCGACGCGCCCGUCAUGGUUUCCACCGUCGACAUCAACUCCCUAGCGGAUCUCGGUGGCAUCAAGGAGGGCGACUUCAUUGUGGAGCUGUGCGGGGUCGACGUCAAAUGGUACACGCUGCAGCAGGUGCUGAAGCUCAUCCGCACCUGUGGCAACAGUCUCGAGCUCAAGGUGAUCACGCCGAUGGAUCGAAACUACCUGAAGCCGAUGGCCCUCAGUCACUGCAGCAAGGGCUCCAUCUCGACGCUGUCCGGCAGCUCGUCCGGCAUCUCGUCCGGGGCGCCGUCACCGACCGGCACCACCACCAAGUCGCUCGCCAAAUCGUCCCGCUCCAAGCUCGGCUCGAAGACCCGCCUCAGCAGCUUCACCUCCGGCAGCUGGAACCCGUUCCGGCGCACGCAGAGCUUGGGAAAAAUCUUCUAG
Anopheles coustani is the source of this 2442-nucleotide messenger RNA. RefSeq names its product rhophilin-2 (gene Rhp). Gene Ontology annotation, molecular function: protein binding. The record is from RefSeq and is a predicted model, not a curated record. The transcript is spliced from 9 exons. Gene Ontology annotation, biological process: signal transduction; negative regulation of stress fiber assembly. NCBI's taxonomy places the organism in Eukaryota, Metazoa, Arthropoda, Insecta, Diptera, Culicidae. The coding region runs from base 1 to 2442 and encodes 813 amino acids.